AUGACCACUCACGUCACGCUAGAGGAUGCCUUGUCCAACGUGGACUUACUGGAGGAGCUGCCUCUUCCAGACCAGCAGCCAUGCAUCGAACCGCCUCCGUCCUCCAUCAUGUACCAGGCUAAUUUUGACACAAACUUUGAAGACAGAAAUGCCUUUGUGACCGGCAUUGCCAGGUACAUCGAGCAGGCAACAGUGCACUCCAGCAUGAAUGAAAUGCUGGAAGAAGGCCACGAGUACGCUGUGAUGCUUUACACGUGGAGGAGCUGCUCACGAGCCAUCCCUCAGGUCAAAUGUAACGAACAGCCAAACCGAGUGGAGAUUUAUGAGAAGACGGUGGAAGUCCUGGAGCCAGAAGUCACCAAGCUUAUGAAGUUCAUGUAUUUUCAGCGCAAAGCUAUCGAGCGGUUCUGCAGCGAGGUGAAGCGCCUGUGCCAUGCUGAGCGGAGGAAGGACUUCGUCUCCGAGGCCUAUCUCCUUACACUGGGCAAAUUCAUUAACAUGUUCGCUGUCCUGGAUGAGCUGAAGAACAUGAAGUGCAGCGUCAAAAAUGACCAUUCUGCCUACAAAAGGGCUGCUCAGUUUCUGAGGAAGAUGGCAGAUCCCCAAUCCAUCCAGGAGUCCCAGAACCUCUCCAUGUUUCUGGCAAACCACAACCGCAUCACACAGUGUCUGCACCAACAACUAGAGGUUAUCCCUGGCUAUGAAGAAUUGCUGGCUGAUAUUGUCAACAUCUGUGUGGAUUACUAUGAAAACAAGAUGUAUCUCACUCCCAGUGAGAAACACAUGCUCCUAAAGGUGAUGGGGUUUGGCCUGUAUCUCAUGGAUGGGAAUGUCAGCAACAUUUACAAGUUGGAUGCCAAGAAGAGAAUCAACCUUAGCAAAAUAGACAAAUUCUUCAAGCAGCUGCAGGUGGUUCCUUUAUUCGGCGAUAUGCAGAUAGAACUGGCCAGAUACAUUAAGACCAGUGCUCACUAUGAGGAGAACAAAUCCAAGUGGACGUGCACUCAGAGCAGUAUAAGUCCUCAGUACAACAUCUGUGAGCAGAUGGUCCAGAUCCGAGAUGACCACAUCCGCUUCAUCUCAGAGCUCGCUCGCUACAGCAACAGCGAGGUGGUCACUGGCUCAGGACUGGACAGCCAGAAAUCAGAUGAAGAAUACAGGGAGCUCUUUGAUCUUGCUUUACGGGGAUUGCAGCUGCUGUCCAAGUGGAGUGCCCACGUCAUGGAAGUGUACUCUUGGAAGCUGGUUCAUCCCACAGAUAAAUUCUGUAAUAAAGAUUGCCCAGGAACAGCAGAAGAGUAUGAGAGAGCCACCCGGUACAAUUACACCAGUGAAGAGAAGUUUGCCUUUGUAGAGGUAAUUGCCAUGAUCAAAGGUCUUCAAGUGCUGAUGGGCCGGAUGGAGAGUGUCUUUAACCAAGCCAUCCGCAACACUAUCUAUGCAGCCCUGCAGGACUUUGCCCAGGUGACCCUGCGGGAGCCACUCAGGCAGGCUGUCAGGAAGAAGAAGAAUGUUCUCAUCAGCGUCCUUCAGGCAAUUCGGAAGACAAUCUGUGACUGGGAGGGAGGUCGAGAGCCUCCAAAUGAUCCUUGCCUGAGAGGUGAGAAGGAUCCUAAAGGCGGAUUCGAUAUUAAAGUCCCACGACGAGCAGUAGGACCAUCAAGUACGCAGCUUUACAUGGUGCGGACCAUGCUGGAAUCCCUGAUAGCAGACAAGAGUGGCUCAAAGAAGACCCUAAGGAGCAGCUUGGAUGGGCCCAUAGUCUUGGCCAUUGAGGAGUUCCACAAGCAGUCCUUCUUCUUCACCCACCUCCUCAACAUCAGCGAAGCACUGCAGCAGUGCUGCGACCUGUCCCAGCUCUGGUUCCGCGAAUUCUUCCUGGAGCUGACCAUGGGCCGCCGCAUCCAAUUCCCCAUCGAAAUGUCCAUGCCCUGGAUCCUCACGGACCAUAUUCUGGAAACCAAAGAACCCUCCAUGAUGGAGUAUGUUCUCUACCCAUUGGACCUCUAUAAUGACAGUGCAUACUAUGCCUUGACCAAGUUCAAAAAGCAGUUCCUAUACGAUGAAAUUGAAGCUGAAGUGAAUUUGUGUUUUGAUCAAUUUGUGUACAAGCUGGCAGAUCAGAUCUUUGCCUAUUACAAAGCAAUGGCUGGCAGUGUUUUAUUGGACAAACGUUUCCGGGCUGAAUGUAAGAAUUAUGGGGUGAUUAUUCCAUACCCACCAUCCAAUCGCUAUGAAACACUGCUCAAGCAGAGGCAUGUCCAGUUGCUGGGUAGGUCAAUUGAUCUGAACAGGCUCAUAACCCAGCGUAUCUCAGCGGCGAUGUACAAAUCGUUAGACCAGGCUAUUAGCCGCUUCGAGAGCGAGGACCUGACUUCCAUAGUGGAGCUGGAGUGGCUCUUGGAAAUAAAUCGCCUGACGCACAGGUUGCUGUGCAAGCACAUGACUUUGGACAGCUUUGAUGCCAUGUUCCGGGAGGCCAACCACAACGUCUCCGCGCCCUAUGGGCGCAUCACCCUCCACGUCUUCUGGGAGCUCAACUUCGAUUUUCUACCCAACUACUGCUACAAUGGAUCCACCAACAGGUUUGUGAGGACAGCGAUCCCGUUCACACAGGAACCCCAGAGGGACAAGCCAGCCAAUGUUCAGCCGUAUUAUCUCUACGGAUCCAAGCCUCUCAACAUUGCCUAUAGUCACAUCUAUAGCUCGUACCGCAAUUUUGUGGGGCCUCCUCACUUCAAGACAAUCUGCAGGCUUCUUGGCUAUCAAGGCAUCGCGGUAGUCAUGGAAGAGCUGUUGAAGAUCGUCAAAAGCCUGCUACAAGGCACCAUCCUGCAGUAUGUGAAGACUCUGAUCGAAGUAAUGCCCAAGAUAUGCCGCUUGCCAAGACAUGAAUAUGGCUCUCCAGGAAUCCUGGAGUUUUUCCACCAUCAGCUGAAGGACAUCAUUGAGUAUGCAGAGCUGAAGACUGACGUGUUCCAGAGCCUCAGAGAAGUGGGCAAUGCCAUUCUCUUCUGCCUUCUUAUCGAGCAGGCUUUGUCCCAGGAAGAAGUUUGUGAUUUGCUGCAUGCUGCUCCCUUCCAAAAUAUUUUGCCCAGGGUCUACAUCAAAGAAGGAGAACGCUUGGAGGUGCGCAUGAAGCGUCUCGAAGCCAAGUAUGCCCCACUUCACCUGGUUCCCUUAAUAGAGAGGCUGGGCACUCCGCAGCAAAUAGCCAUUGCCCGGGAGGGUGACUUGCUGACCAAGGAGCGGUUGUGCUGUGGACUGUCCAUGUUCGAGGUGAUCCUGACACGAAUUAGGAGCUACCUGCAGGACCCCAUCUGGCGUGGGCCACCCCCGACGAAUGGUGUCAUGCACGUGGACGAAUGCGUGGAGUUUCACCGGCUCUGGAGUGCCAUGCAGUUCGUGUACUGCAUCCCUGUGGGCACCAACGAGUUCACUGCAGAGCAGUGCUUUGGAGAUGGUCUGAACUGGGCAGGUUGCUCUAUCAUUGUUCUCCUUGGACAGCAACGGCGCUUUGACCUUUUUGACUUCUGCUACCACCUCCUGAAAGUGCAGAGACAGGAUGGGAAGGAUGAAAUCAUAAAAAACGUGCCCUUGAAGAAGAUGGCUGACAGGAUCAGGAAGUAUCAGAUCCUGAACAACGAGAUUUUUGCCAUCCUGAACAAGUACAUGAAGUCAGUGGAAACAGACAGUUCCACAGUGGAGCACGUCCGCUGCUUCCAGCCUCCAAUCCACCAGUCGCUGGCCACCACCUGCUAG
Molecule: messenger RNA, 3762 nt
Organism: Apaloderma vittatum (bar-tailed trogon)
Lineage: Eukaryota; Metazoa; Chordata; Aves; Trogoniformes; Trogonidae
Gene: CYFIP2
Product: cytoplasmic FMR1 interacting protein 2
Exons: 30
Coding region: 1-3762 (1253 amino acids)
Biological process (GO): axon guidance; regulation of actin filament polymerization; apoptotic process
Cellular component (GO): neuron projection; synapse
Molecular function (GO): small GTPase binding
Source: RefSeq, a predicted model, not a curated record